CUGUUUUUCAGCACUGAAAUGUUUAACAAAUAAAAUUUUGCCUUGCACCAAAAACAGCAACUGUUUGUAAAACAGCAAAAAUUAUUUAUUAAAUUUAUUAAAACCAACUCCAAAAUGGCAGCAAAAGUAGCGAGCGGCACGAACAAAGUGUUCCAGAACCAUGACGAUGUGCACAUCUCCUUCGAGGACCAGCAGCGGAUCAACCGCUUCGCCAAGCACAAUGCCCGCAUGGAUGACUUCAAGGCGGAGCUGGAGAUGAAGCGCAAUGAGCUCAAGAGCGUGGAGGAGGCGCUGGAGGAGAUUGAGCUCUUCGACGAGGACGAGGACAUACCGUUCCUGGUGGGCGAGGUGUUCCUCUCGCACAAGCUGGAGAAAACACAGGAUCUGCUGAAGGAGACCAAGGAGCAGGUGCUCAAGGAGAUUGCCGGCGUGGAGGCCAAGGCGAAGGUUAUCAAGGCGGAAAUGGACGAGCUGAAGGCCCAUCUGUACCAGCGGUUCGGAAGCAACAUCUCACUGGAGAGCGAUGAUUAAAACAUUGUGCAUUUAACAUUUUACAAAAUAGAGUACAUCUAAUUUAAACUCAA
Drosophila santomea is the source of this 584-nucleotide messenger RNA. It is a transcript of the gene Pfdn4, whose product is annotated as probable prefoldin subunit 4. Gene Ontology annotation, cellular component: cytoplasm; prefoldin complex. Gene Ontology annotation, biological process: protein folding. NCBI's taxonomy places the organism in Eukaryota, Metazoa, Arthropoda, Insecta, Diptera, Drosophilidae. The transcript is spliced from 2 exons. Bases 115 to 531 code for a protein of 138 amino acids. The record is from RefSeq and is a predicted model, not a curated record.